Diorhabda sublineata is the source of this 7666-nucleotide messenger RNA. RefSeq names its product hepatic leukemia factor (gene Pdp1). The record is from RefSeq and is a predicted model, not a curated record. Gene Ontology annotation, cellular component: nucleus. The coding region runs from base 584 to 1387 and encodes 267 amino acids. Gene Ontology annotation, molecular function: DNA-binding transcription factor activity, RNA polymerase II-specific; RNA polymerase II cis-regulatory region sequence-specific DNA binding. The transcript has 6 exons. Gene Ontology annotation, biological process: regulation of transcription by RNA polymerase II. NCBI's taxonomy places the organism in Eukaryota, Metazoa, Arthropoda, Insecta, Coleoptera, Chrysomelidae.
GAUUUAAAAUUUGUUUUGUUUUUAUAGAAACACACUAAUUUUUUUGGAAUUUUUGUUUGUAGAAUAGAAUCUACUUACGUUGAAUUUCAAAAUGACUCUAUUCAUAUAUUUAAAGGUUUCUAGUUUUGAGCAUCACAAAACUCAAAUAUUUUAGAACUACAAUUUCCAUGUGAGUAUUAGACAUAUCUGAUGAUUUUAAAGAAAUCAACAAGGGACAUAAUUGAAAUUUAAAACAUUGUUUUUUAUAUUCAAGGGAUAAAUAAAUAUAAUUUUCUGAUAUAUUUUGUAUUUGAGAUCAAUUCGGCAACUCUGUUGAACAUUUUGAGUUCACAUCUCCUGCUAUCCUGUUAAUUGAAUGCAACCGAAUGCGCUGACGUCGAAUACGAGUGCACUUUACAAGUUGCAUGUAAUGUGCAUUUCGCGGGAACGAUCGCCAACGUUUCUACGUCAUCCGUUAUAGUAAUGGAGAAAUUACACUCUUAUCAACACAUCUACCUAAUCUAAAAAAAAAUCUUACUACCGUUACAAAGACUCUAAAAUUGCGGCUUCUACUUGGCCUCGGGAAAAUUGUGGAUGCUUGUCCAUGACUUUUCCGCAACAGGACAAUUCUAUUCGUGAACCUUAUUGCACCGAAGGGCUCAGCCCUAUCGAAGCUUAUGUAGGACCUUAUCCAUCGUGGGCUAGACAAUGUACGCCGAAUCCUUACUACGAAUCAGGAUUUUUUCCGCAGAUACAUAGACAGUUUGCGAAUAAUUCAGGAAAUAGUAAACCACCUCACUCGCACAGUCAUGGUCACACAACGAUCAAAGAUUUAGCAGGAAGUAUAUUAGGAGACGAUAAAAAUAAAGACGAUGGGGAACUUUGGAAUACUGUUGAAGCACAAACAGCGUUUCUCGGUCCAAAUCUUUGGGAUAAGACUUAUGAAACGGACCUUAAGUACGUGGAUUUGGAUGAAUUCUUAUCAGAAAAUGGCGUAUCGAUGGACGGAUUGGGUACCCAUAGUUCUUUAGGUCCCUUAAACAGUUCUCAGUCAGUGCCCAAAAGAGAAAGAUCGCCCAGUCCGAGCGAUUGUAUGAGCCCGGAUACCAUGAACCCUCCCUCACCUGCCGACUCCAAUGAGGAUCUGAAACCACAACCACUUAUCAAAAAGUCCCGCAAACAAUUCGUUCCCGAUGACCUCAAAGAUGACAAAUACUGGGCGAGACGGAGGAAGAAUAACUUGGCAGCCAAGAGGUCGCGUGACGCCCGUCGGAUGAAGGAAAAUCAAAUCGCACUUCGAGCAGGAUACCUAGAAAAAGAGAAUGUAGGACUUCGCCAAGAAUUAGAACGUAUGAAGAAAGAAAACCUAAUUUUAAAGAACAAAUUGUCAAAAUAUGAAGAUGUCUAAGUACCUGAAGGAGUUGGAUUUUUCUCCACGUAUUUCCUAAGAAGAUACAACCGUUGUUCAUCCACCAAAACUCGAAAACUACUUACUUCAGUGAAGAAUCAACUGUUCUUUAACGAGACAACCAAAACAUUUGUAUAUAAAACAUACACAUGUAGUCAUCAUGUAGCUGUUAAGUUUAUUACUUGUAGUAGAAAUUAAUGUUUGUUUCUAGAACAUUGUUACCGAAUGUAUACUUGGCUAAACCAUUUUUUUAUAUUAUAUAAGUACUUUACAUUUUUUCACAAUGAUCAAGCAACAAUCCCAGUAAUAGUAUACUAUCAUUUUUUACGAAUAUUUUCCUUUGUAUAAAAUUGACCAUUCUAUUUAGUUGAAUAUUUGUUAGUCCAGAACAACCCUGUAUUCUCGAUCAUAGUCUAAUCUCAGUAACUGUUCACUUUACUUUACUUUCCACUAUUGUGUAUUCUUCUAAGAAUAAAACAGUUUGUGUUAGUUUCUUCAUUAAAAACUCAUUAAAAUCACCUCACAACAACCGUUUAACAUGACGUUUUGUAUUAAUUUCUUUUCGGCUUCUUUCAUAUUGUUAAAAAACGUGUUAUCUCAAAUUAUAACAACUUGUUUCAUCUAAUCUACUCUGUGGUAGUAAACUGUAUAUUAUUAAUCAAUACACAACUUUUACUUUUAAUAUAAAUUAUCGAGAUCUGUUGCUUGGUACUACCAUUUCAGUUACCAAUCGUUUUUGUCCUUGUAUAUUUUUUUACAUUUGAUUUUUGUGUUUCUUGCACUGGUUUUUGAUCAUUAGACAUUCUAUAUUAGAAUCGACAUUUCGAAAAAAAUUAUUGAUGUUGCCAAGUAUUUUUCGACAGAACUAUUUUUUUGUUGAUUGUUUUUAUGUUUAUAGAGUCUAUUUUUGGUUGAAGUUAAUUUAGUAAAAUUUGGAAAUAAUUGUUGAAACACGAAGUAUUUAAAAAUUCUCCCGAUUAAUAUUUAAGUUAGUAUUCUGAUUCUAAAACAAUGAAACUUGUACCAAAAUUGGUGUCAUUAGUUUGUUGGUAGUAUCGUCAGAAGUGUCAUAUCGAAUGUAAUUUAAGUUUAAACAUUAAUCAUACUAGUAGUGUCUAAUAAUAGUAUAAUUACCUUAAAGACAGCUGUAUCAAUAUGCUUUAGCUCAUCAAUUCACAAUAAAAUGAACAAAGUUUUUCCGUCAACUUGCUGCUUUCCUCGCAAUAAUUGUAGGGGUCUAUCAAUCACAGAACCCAUAUUCUUCAAUAAUUUACUUGAUGCAGAUUAUUUAUAUCCUGUUUAUUGUGUUUAUAACCAUUAUAAAAACUUCAACAACUUUCAGUCUUAUUGAAAAAUCUCCUUGCAUAUUACUUGAUUUGAUAAAUUGCACAAUAUAGAGGAAAGGCAGUUAACGUAAAUUUUAUUAACCCCAUGUUAUUACAAAAUAUCAGAUCAGAAACAAUUUUUCUACAAAAAAUACAUGAAGUUGCAGCUCUAUCUUCACUAUCACUAUCUUUUAUUGCUGUUUUUGCAGCUUUCUUAUCGUUUUUUGUAACGUCUACGACCUCUACCUUCCUUUUUACAGCAUCUCUUUUGGUUUUUUGUUUUUAUUACUUUUUUCAAGAAAUUCCUCUCUUUAUAGACUGUGGACGUCAGAGCUCAGGUUUUUCCUUUUCGAUUCAAAUUUUGAUCACACUAUGGAAAUAGAUUUGCGAGUGGAAAAGAAGAAACAUUAGUAGACGUACCUGGUUGAAGCUAAGUAAUGUUUGUAGUCUCAAGUUUUUCUGGAAUCCUUUCCUUUGGAAAUACAUAAUGUUUCGUUUUAUAUGUACCUAGCUGAGGGUAGGAGUGGUUUCCUUUUUGCGUCUAUAAUCUGAAAUUUUUUCGUGUGAAGAAGCAGGGUCCUUAUUUUUGUAAGUGAGUUCGGAAGCAGUAAUUGACAUGACUAAUUUUUUCUUUUGGCCAAGAACAUAGAUUAUUUCCAUAUAAUAAUAUGUCACCUUAAGCUUAAGACUGUAGACGUCUGGAAGAUUACAUUAGAAAUUACAAUCAAGUCGAUCUAAUGUGAUUUACAAUUUUGCCCACUAACUCAGAUUUACCUGCCUUUCCUUUACUUCCGAAGCAUUUCAGAAUAACUGAGUUUCCUCAACUCAGAGUUGUUAGAAUAUCCAUUCAAUUGAUUCUUUUACAUAAAUCAUUUGCUCAAAAGUCUCUCAAUUUUAUCGGUUGCUGCUAUUCUGCACUUUUUUAUUUCUAAUACUUGAAGUCUGCCAACUCCUACUUUUGAUUUCGUGUUUCUACUAACUUCCUUUUAAUCCAGAAGUGUCAUCAUGAUAUCAGAAUCAGACGCAACUCAAUUAUAAAUUAGGACGGGGAUUUGUUUAAUUAAAUAUAUGGGAUAUAACUUACUCAGUUGUUUCGAGGAUUAUUUCUGAUUCCGAUCUAGUAGUAUUUCUAAGUAACAUAGUAAAGUCGUAGUAUGCUCACAAAUGUGCAGUGAUAGAAGCGGUAGCACUUUUUUAGCUACUUAUUUUCUAUUUAUAGAGAAACUAAUAACGAACAUCUUACAGAAUAAUAACAAGAGAAACAACAAUAAAACCUACCUUAUAUAAUAUUGUAUAUUGUUCGUUGUUGGAUAUUGUUAUAAAGUUCGCAAAAAGUGAGUUAUAAUAUUAAAAAGAUAUGAUAUUUCGGAUCUCGUGGAAUACAUAUUAUUAAUUAGAUCUUUAAAUGAAGUGCUAACUUUGGAAAUAUCAAUUAAAGAGCUAUCAAUUGUUAAUUUAUUGUAUUUGUUUUUACCAUCGACACCCUUAUACGCUCUCUCUAGUCUUAAUUAUUGACUAUUUUCCCGCGCACCUUCACUUUUAUAUUCAACACCAACGACAAUGGAUUAUGAAACAUUUUGAACGUUGGAGUAACUAAUAACAAAUGGAAAAACACAAAAAAUAAUGCAAAAUCUUUAAAAGAGGUUAUGUGACAAUUUUUAAGUCAUUGAAUUUUUCAGCAUAACGUUUAAACUAAUUUACAUUGAAGUAAAAUCAAAAUGUCUAUAAUUAAAUUUGGUCAAACAUCACAAGAAUACUAAGAAAAUCAUUUUAACACUCGACGCUGGCUUAGAGCGUCAAAUGAGGUCACGUGGUAUAAUUUAGACUGAAGCGAUAUUUCAAAUUAAUGCAGCGUUAAAUAUAAGAGCGUCAAGUUUCAAAACGCUUAAAAAAAGCACUAAAACAUACCUCUGUCAAUAUAUGGUUUAUUCCAUAAUUGUUUGAUUAAAUUUUCGUCUUAAAUUGGCGAUUUAUUCUAAAGGAUGAAUAUAUAUUGUAUCGUUAAAGUUAUUUAUUAAAUAUUCACCUCGUAGUUCAUUUUACUUUUCAAAACAUUAGUAAACAGCAGAUAAUGUAGAUUCAGGUUUUUUGCUAUAAUACCCGAUUUAGAAAGCUAUACAAUGUUUAAUAUUAAAGCUGAAUUAAUUUAUAAUGAUACUCCAGUCAAAAUUAUACCAUGUUACCUCAAUUGAAGUUCUAAGACAGCGUCAAACGCUAACAUGAAAUUACACCUUUAGAAUUUGUGUUAUAGAAAUGAAAUUAUGGAAUGUUGGAAUUAAGAACUAGAAUGUGGAAGCAGAUUGAUUAGCUAUAAGCUCGACUCUCCAUCAACACCAUCUUGAGAAUCAAUUGAAUAUUUUAAUAAACUGUUAUUUACUUCAUAAUUCUGAAAAUGCAGAUGCCAUCAGAUAAUUAUUAAUGCAUGCACACUUGAGGAGGGCUAUUUUAUAGAAUGAAUGCAAUACGAGAUGUGGCUAUCAAAUAACGAAACUAGAGAUAUUUGAUUUUGAUAUUAAGUAUAUUUAUUUGUCAUUACUUUUAAUAUAUACCCUUACUCUAUCACUACAUCGCUUCAUGCUAAUCUUCUAUUGUUCGAAACAGCGCUGAUCUUUCAGGGCGCUCGCUGCUUUUCUUUCCCAGUUUCAACAUACUCCUUUCAAUGCAGAUUUGAUUCGUCACACGUUAUGAUCGUUUCUAAUAAGUUUGAGACAUUUCCAAUCGCUUUUUAAGUGUCAAUACAGAUAAUUUUACGAGCUUCUUUUUAAUGUGAGGAUUUUAGACACCAGUUUUGCACAAACUUAUCGCAUGUUGAAAUUUUCAUGUAAAAUUUGCCGCACACAUUCUGAAUCAAUUACCAUAGAUUCAAAAAUCGCCCGAAUACUUAGCCGACUUUCAGAUCUACUAAAAUUACCGACUUUUUCGAUAUCAUCAUUCGUUUUUGACGUGGAAAGGCGACCCAAACGUAAAUCAUCUUCAACAUCUCGGUCAUUUUGAAAAUGUUUAAAAACGUUCAUAGUCAUACAGUUGUUUCAAUAAAUUACAUAUAAGUUUCUGUUACAGUUUUAUGUGGCCUGAUGAUAUGUCCAAUAUAUAUUCAAAAUUAUACCUCACUAAUGAAGACUACCAAAAUGAAUCUAAUACCAGCUACUAUUUCCAAAGUUCUUUUUAAUUUUAUUUUAGGACAAAAUAUCAUUUUGAGUGAUUAAAUAUUUUCGUACCCCAGUUACCAUAUUUAUAAUUGAUAUCUCGCUUUUUAUGAACAUGUAAUUUUUGAUAUUCAUUUUUCACUACAAGAUUAUUUAAAUGUUAGAUAAGUAUCGACUGCAGUGAUAGAUUUACUUUUUGAUGUAUUAGUUUGAUGAUGCAUAGAAUAUGGCCUGUUUUUAUUUUUUGUUAAGUGUCUGUAGAAAAGUAGAUAAUAUAUACUUUUAGAAUGAAACUUAUAUUAUUUUGUAGUGAAACCAUUGUUGUUAAUGUUGAUAUUACAAACGUGAGUAACGUUAUUUCUGAAAUUUCUUUUAAAAAUACCCAUUGUUCAUCUAUUGUUUUAUAAAAUUAAAAAAUUAUAUGAAAUAUCAUACAAUUAUAUUUUGAGUUUGUUAUACUCGCUACAAUUUGAUUAGUUACAGUUCGAUAAUCAAAUUUAACAUGGUUUAAGAGGUUAUGUUUUUCAUUAUAAUUAUCCAAAUUUCAAAUUAGACAUCAUAAAACUUGUCUCCAUUCUUAUAUGAUUUAUAAAACAAAGUUAAACUUUCCUGCUCUUAGUUCCAAAAACUAUUUUCAUUCACUUAUCAUGUGUCCGUAACAACAAUCAUUUACUUAUUUCUCUUUUAAAAUUUCAAACUAUCUAAUAGUGCUAAGAAACUGAACUAAAUAAAAUUAUUGCCUGUUUUCUCUGGUUUAUUAUAGGUGUUACCACAGAUACAUAAAAAGCAUUUCUUUCAUGCCAAUAUCAUAAAUCUACAUUUUCAAAAUUUGUACUUAUAAGAAUUUUUGCAUUAACCAAAAAAGUAUUUUUAAUAAGAAUUUCCGAAAAAACGUUUAUUUGUUUAAGACGUAAUGAGGUUGAUUUACGAAUAUAAAGAUGGUUGUCAGUGAUUUCACACAGUGAUAUAUGUGUUACAAAUAUAUGAUGUUACCAUAUAAUAUUAAGAAAUGUCAAGAUCACAAGAACACCUACAGAAAUACUACUGCUUCACUGAAAAUAUAUUUGCAGGUUUAUGUUGAAACAACAUAUUUGUAAUAUCUUGAAAAAGUCACCUUGAUUUCGAAAAAAGAACGUCUCAGAUAGUAUGGUAUCAAUUUAGGAAAAUCGAUUCUAUUUAAUAACUUCUAACACUAAUCGUCAAUUGAAAGUAAGUUAAAGUAUAGUUUCAUCGACCCCUUUAUACUUUUUCUAAUAAUUUCAUCAUUAUUUCAUAAUAAAUACCGUAAAAUUGUGGCUUAUUUUAAAUCUUUUCCAUCAAGAUUUCCAAUUUGAUUUGUUAUUAAUAUAUAUGUGUGGAGUGGUGACUUUUUCAAAAUAGUGAUUUAUCUGCAAUUUUCAGCAGUGCAGUAUCAGAUUCUUGAUUGAGUAAAAUAUCGAGAACUGCCUUAAAGGCAUGCCUUAUAAACUUUGAAUUUCUAACUUUUAUAUUUGUUGAAAAUAUUAAACUGCUGCGGUGUUUUUAUUGAGGCUGAAUUUAUGUUCAGUGAUGGAAAAAUUUUUACAUAUUUACAAAAUGUUACUGUUGAAUAUACAUUAUAUUUAUGAAUAUAAUUUUACAUUAAAAAUGUAUGUGAAGGCCUCAAUGUUAACCAUUUUGAAAAAUAUUUUGAAUUUUAUAGGAUGGCGCAGUUUUUUUGCAUAUACACAAGUGAUGCAUAUUUAGUAGGAUGAAUUCUUGUGUAGAUGAUAUAACAAAUAAUUUUAAACCUGUAAUUGCUAUUGUGAGCAUUAAAUGAUAAAACAAUC